AUGGCCGCCUUCGCCCCGAGCCAUGGUCCAUUCAAAGCUUCCACUACACCCACAUAUUCCCUAGUCAUGCCCAGCAUCAUCGAGAUCACGGCCAAUGACAGGCUCGGUCGCAAAGUGCGGGUCAAGUGCAGUCCGGAUGACACAGUAGGUGACCUCAAGAAGCUCAUCGCCGCCCAGACAGGUACAACACCGGAGAAGAUCCAACUGAAGAAAUGGUACACAGUCUUCAAGGACCACAUCACACUAGCUGAUUACGAGAUCAACGACGGUACCAAUUUGGAGAUGUAUUAA
Microstroma glucosiphilum is the source of this 291-nucleotide messenger RNA. Its product is annotated as the murine ubiquitin-like 5 protein. Bases 1 to 291 code for a protein of 96 amino acids. Gene Ontology annotation, molecular function: protein tag activity; protein binding. Gene Ontology annotation, cellular component: cytoplasm; nucleus. Gene Ontology annotation, biological process: mRNA splicing, via spliceosome; protein modification process. The record is from RefSeq and is a predicted model, not a curated record. Lineage: Eukaryota; Fungi; Basidiomycota; Exobasidiomycetes; Microstromatales; Microstromataceae. The transcript has 7 exons.